GCUUUACUGAACUAGGAAUGCCUUCAAUCUCUUACAGUUUGGGUUUCCAGAGUCGUUGUGUUUGUUUACUCGUCCUUUUUUUGUGAAUGUCUCAUUUUAAAACCAAAUCAGGGAGGAAUUUAUCUGUGCUAUUUGUGGAAAUGUCUAUGAAGACGAAAAUGGAAAAAUUGGUGUUUUCUCAGUACCAAAGAAAAUGUUUUCUCAUUGGAAAUUGAUCAUACCUGAACUGAAAGAAAAAGCGAGACUGUGUGACAUUCAUUUUGAAGAAUCAGGUAUAGUGAAGGGUUUCCAAAACGGCCAGAAUUUUUAUCCCCUAGAAAGAUGGAGAUUACUUCAGUCAGCUAUUACAAAAUUUUUCUUGGGUAACAUUACAAAUUUAGUAAUCUCAAUUUACGAUGUUCCAACUCAAAGUUUUUAAUUCAGUUAAAACAACUGCAUCAUCCACAUCUGCUCGUAAACCUUUAAAAGAGCUGUUAAAUGUCACCAGCCGCAAUAACCGCCUGCCAACAAAAAGACAAAUUAAUUGUCAUUCAAGAGUACAAGGAAAUUACAGCAGAAGAAACCACAUAUCUAGCACUAAUUCAAAUUUGAAACCUGUUGUAACAUUUAUUUUCCUCCCUUUCACAGGCUGCAGGAAAGAAACAAACAAUGAACCCAUUGCUGGAGAGAAUAUGGUUCAGGAAAUAAUGUUUUCACAACAAUGGUAAUCAAAAUAACUGAAUUUCAUUUAUAUUCCAAUGCUUAACUUUGUAUUCUUUAAUUUAGUGAAAAGCAACUUUGUUAUUGUUUCCAUCAAUGAAGGUGCAAGAAAGGAUGGCCUGUGUUCCGGUCCUUCACCAGUUGAGGAUGGCUAUUGUGAGCAUGAGCAACUGAAUCCUAUGGACAGUAUUUCUGCUCCGAACAGUUCACAACAACUAGUGACUCCCAAUGUCAACGAACCAGCAAGUGAGGAUGACAGUAUUUCUGAUCCAUCACAAGUUGAGGAAGCCUAUUGUGAACGUGAGCAAGUGGACAGCGUAUCAGCUCCACAAUGUCCAGAGCAACUAGUGACUCCCACUAUUCAUGAACCAGCAAGUGAGUUUGUCCUGAUUUCCGAUCCAUCACUAGUUGCAGAUGGAUUCGUGGAACAUGAGCAUUCUUCAAUGAAUGAGAAUUCUACGGAAAGCAUUACUGCUCCACAAAGCUAUUUUCCAGAGCAACUAGUGACUCCCGCGGUCCCCGAACCAGCAAGUGAGGAUGACCAGACUUCCUAUCAUCAAUAA
Daphnia pulex (common water flea) is the source of this 1262-nucleotide messenger RNA. RefSeq lists its product as uncharacterized. Bases 738 to 1262 code for a protein of 174 amino acids. The record is from RefSeq and is a predicted model, not a curated record. The transcript is spliced from 4 exons. Lineage: Eukaryota; Metazoa; Arthropoda; Branchiopoda; Diplostraca; Daphniidae.